This is a messenger RNA of Kwoniella shivajii, 2985 nucleotides long. RefSeq lists its product as uncharacterized. The transcript is spliced from 14 exons. The record is from RefSeq and is a predicted model, not a curated record. Gene Ontology annotation, biological process: DNA repair; DNA alkylation repair. Lineage: Eukaryota; Fungi; Basidiomycota; Tremellomycetes; Tremellales; Cryptococcaceae. Gene Ontology annotation, molecular function: ferrous iron binding; cytosine C-5 DNA demethylase activity. The coding region runs from base 1 to 2985 and encodes 994 amino acids.
AUGCAAGUCCCUCUUGCAUCCAAAGUCCGGGCGAAGGUAGAUCCUCAUCAGCAGAGGAUAUCCAGCAGGAUAUCAAUUGGUUCGGACCCGGCUUUGGAGGGUAAUGUCAUUGGAGACGAGGUAAACACGAGAACAACAGACGUGGUAGUAUCAAAUGCGAAAAGGAAACGACCCGUUCUGAGGCUUAUCCCACCUUGUGAAGAUCUUUCAUCAUCAUCAUCUAUCCAUCAGUCGUCUUCCUUAAGCCCCCUACCAACCUCCUCUUUAAGCGAAAGUGAUAUACUACAUCCAAUUCCUAUCGAAAGUAUCCGGAAUAAAAUAACCAAGCGACAGAAACCUGCAUCCCGUUCCAACAAUUUGGAGAAAGAAAAUGAAUUUGGUCGUAAAAAAGUUCACUCUAACUGGACAUGUAGUAAGGCUCCCCCCAAUAUCCUAUCUUUACUUCGAUUCGAUCAUAUUGGAGGUGCACCAACACAACAAGCGUUACAUCCAGCGACUCAACCCCAACAGCCGAUGCCCGUUAUCCGACCUUUAACGCCCAUUAUUCGUCUCAAAGUACAUUCAGGCGAUGAUGAGCAAGCUGUGGGGAAGAGGAAGAGAUCUGCACCGUCUGUCCAGGAUAGAUAUGAGGGCAAGCAGUCCAGGCUGCCAAAACAGAGGAUGGAACCACAAGCAAAGCCAGCAAGCGGAAAGAAGGAUAAACAGUCACAGCGACCAAAGAGAACAAGUAACGUUGAGAACAGUCGGGAGGAUGAGGUUCACAUUGUGCCUUUACCUUCUAUGCCUAUCGAAGUCAGUCAAGGUAUGCCUUCAAGUAAACUUUGUAAAGUCCUGCGAAUCGUUGGUGGACUACCAAGAGCUACUCCAAGGAGGAAAGAGAUAUUAUCUGCUCCAAUCAAGCAUCCUCCCGUAUGGGCAGAAUCACGCCAGGAGUUAUGUGAAGCAUUACCUUAUUAUCGUAGCUUCCAAUCUGGUUUAUAUAUGCACAGAAGAGUAGCUUUUGGGUAUCUGCUGGAAGCUUUCCCAGCGCCGAGAGACAUCUGGGCGUGCGAUGGUAAAGUCAUAAUCUCACAUGGGGGCGGGCAAUGUAUCCGAACGAUGCGUCCUGAUGGUACACCUGGUCCCGUAUCUCUACAAGCUGAUCAGUCUCAUUUAGACGCAAGAGUAGAUACCCUUCUUCUAGCUUACGAGAGAAAGACCCCUAUUAUAUUGAUCGCCGGGAAGGGUUAUGAAGGAUUACCGUGGGACCUGGAGUGCGCUUACGUCGUCCUGGGCUGGUAUUGGAUCUCUUCGAGUUGGGUAGAAGCUGAAAUCUCACCUAAAGAGGUCAGUCCACCUGAAGGUAGAAACUAUUUUCACCGAGUCAAGAUCCGUUUCGACUGGAUCGAAAAUCAAGGUGAACCAUGGUGGAUCAAUCCCCUGCCACAAGGGAAUAAAGUCCUCACCGCAAUGAGGGAAAGUAGUCCACUGACACCGCUGUCGAGUGAGGCGUCGAGUCCAAGGCGGACUCCCCCAACAGGGGUCGAAAUGUGGUCAUAUGAUGAACUUGACUCUCGAAUUCCGUGGACCCAGGACGGAGCAAACAUCGGUGCUGUAAAUGAAAAAUCACCUAAAAUGGACAUCCGAACUUUGCUGAAUCCUUCUUUGGGGCUACUUACUCCGCCUCUCAGUUCAUCGGGAGACGGAAGAGCCUCGUCGACCUGUGAUGAGCUAAAGUCUCGCAAGCAUGAUCGAGCGUGCUGGCCUGGAGAAUCAGCCUUGACAACUCAAACACCAUUAUUUACAAUGACAGAAAGCUCACUUCAAAAUCCUGCUUUUUACCCUGGUGAAAAGUGUCGAUCUUGUCGUCAACCGAUAAAUCAGAUAUAUCAAGAAGGGUUGAUAUGUUUAAAUUCGGCAUGUAAAGCGUUCUUCUUACUACACACUAAGAUUGGUUUAUUACCUAUUCCACCCGGAUUCCACUUAUCCUACAAUGACGAUUUCCUGGUUCCUCGUGAAACACCAAGGGAGGUUAUCAUACCUUACGAUAUCGUGCCUCCUGAACCAGCAAAGAGAGUUCCAGAAACUGAAGAUGCGUAUGAGGUCGGUGGCAGGACGCUUUGGAGGGGUUGGGUAUGUAGGAAAUGCGGUAGAGCCAAUUGCAGAUAUCGAUGGGAAGUAUGGGAAUGUCGAAAUUGUCAUAAUACUCUAGCACCACUUGAUCCUGCAUGUUUGGUCCUUCCUGAACAAAGUAGGCUGUCUCAACCACCUUUCCUGGGUGAGGCCAAGGUAGAUCCGAAAUCUGGGAUAAAGUCAAAUAUCAAGAUGAUAAAUGAAAUUGGAUGUAUCUGUGUUAUAUACGAUCUUGCCCCAGCUGGGAAAAUAUAUCAUCUCAUACAGCCACAUUCAGCAGUUUCUGAUGAUCUAUUAGUGGAAUAUCAGAAAUCAGCAAAUCAAGGUGGAUGGUUUCAACGUCGGGCAUUGAAAGCAGGCGCAGUCAAAGGUCAAUUACUCGCACAACACUUCGCAGUAAACACGGGCGCUUCGUAUAAAUAUCAGGUUGAUACUCUUAGCUAUUCGUUUGAACGAUCUCCUCAAUGCGUUUUGAUGUCUUUAGCUUUAAUCACCAAUCGCGUAAGACUGGUAUUAGGUGAAGAAAUUGGGUUCAACGAAAUACUCAGCGUGAUGUAUAGGGAAGGUCAAAAGAUGAGCUGGCAUGACGAUGGAGAAACCGGACUUGGCCCAGUGGUUGCGUCUCUCUCAUUGGGAAGUUCAGCUAUAAUGUCAUUUAGACCCAAGUCACCUAAUCGAACGGAAAUGAACGCUGGUUUUUAUACCGGGAUAUCAAGUAAGAAAGUGAAUCCAAACACAAGUUUGAGCAUUACUUUGUCGCACGGUGAUAUCAUGAUCAUGCAAGGUAGAGGAAUCCAGAUAAAAUAUGAUCACAAAGUAGUUCCAAUGGGAUUUAGAAUAGCUUCCACCGCCAGGGUCAUCGGUGAUAGAUAA